AUGGCAUCUGUUGCAGAAUCUGCUGCGCAAAAAGACGAGCUUCGUCAUGACCAAUGGUCUCAAAUAUUGCGCCGACCUGGCCCUUUUGCUCCCGAUGUGGAUCCGCAGCUCGACUUCCACGACCUAUUUUCUUCCAAAAUCCUCGUUGUCGGGGCCGGCGGACUUGGUUGCGAAAUUCUCAAAAAUUUGGCCCUCAGUGGAUUUCGCGAGUUGCAUGUCAUUGACAUGGACACCAUCGACGUGUCGAAUCUGAACCGCCAAUUCUUGUUUACAGAACACGAUGUCGGAAACUCCAAGGCUUCUGUAGCUGCCAAGGCCAUUAUGCGACGCAUCCCCUCCACCACCGUCAUACCCUUCCAUGGUAGAAUCCAGGAUAAGUCUUUCGAUUACUACAAACAAUUCCAAUUGGUCGUCUGUGGGCUCGACUCUGUUGAGGCCCGUCGGUGGAUCAACUCUACCCUUGUCUCGAUUGCCAAAGGCGGUGAUUUCUUGCCCUUAAUCGAUGGUGGCUCCGAAGGUCUCAAAGGCCAAGCUCGUGUCAUUUUGCCUUCCAUCACAAGCUGUUACGAAUGCUCGCUCGAGAUGUUGACUCCCAAAACCUCUUAUCCCAUUUGCACCAUUGCCAACACUCCCCGCCUGCCCGAACACUGUGUGGAAUGGGCCUUUUUGCUCGAAUGGCCCCGUGUUGCUGUAAACAAUUCCGAAAACACCAAAUCCUCCCAAGAAAUUUCCCUUCAAGAUGAAGGUUCCUUGCGAGAGGAAACGUCCGUGAGCCUUGCUCCUGCUUUCGAUCCCGACAUCCCUUGGCAUGUGGAUUGGAUUGUAGACCGUGCACGAGCUCGUGCCGCUGCUUUCGAAAUCAAUGCUCAAGACAUCGAUCGCUUUUUCGUUUUGGGUAUUGUCAAACGCAUCAUCCCCGCUGUUGCUUCUACCAAUGCCAUUAUUGCCGCUGCUUGCUGCAAUGAGGCCCUCAAAAUCCUUACCGACUGCAAUCCCACUCUUGACAAUUAUAUGAUGUUUGUUGGCGAAGACGCUACGUACACAUUCACCUUCAAUUUGGAAAAACGAAGCGACUGUUCCGUCUGUGGCGCUCUCACCGAAAGCUAUCCAUUUUCCAAAGCCCGUCCUCCUCUCUUGUCUACUCUCAUUCAUCACUAUCAGACAAAGUAUCAACUCCAUAGUCCCUCUGUAUCGUCCACCAGCGGGUUUCCCUUAUAUUUCUCGUCUCCCCUUCCUUUACAGCAAGCCACCGCUACAAAUUUGUCCAAAUCCAUUCUUGAUUUGAUAUCCCCCAGUCAACAGUUGGUUUUUACGGACAAGGCUUUAACAACAAGUCUUUAUAUUUCUUUACAGGAAAUCACUGAUGGACCAUAA
Molecule: messenger RNA, 1374 nt
Organism: Schizosaccharomyces osmophilus
Lineage: Eukaryota; Fungi; Ascomycota; Schizosaccharomycetes; Schizosaccharomycetales; Schizosaccharomycetaceae
Gene: uba3
Product: NEDD8 activating enzyme E1-type Uba3
Exons: 1
Coding region: 1-1374 (457 amino acids)
Biological process (GO): protein neddylation
Cellular component (GO): nucleus; cytoplasm
Molecular function (GO): NEDD8 activating enzyme activity
Source: RefSeq, a predicted model, not a curated record